This is a messenger RNA of Vitrella brassicaformis, 1360 nucleotides long. The record is from the annotation of a GenBank genome assembly. NCBI's taxonomy places the organism in Eukaryota, Vitrellaceae.
AUGGGGACCUUCCAAUGCUCGGGUGUGAACAACGCCUUCGGCCACACGCUUGAGCUCGUGGACAUCAAAUAUUAUGGGAAUAUUCCAAGCGGCACCUAUGACGGCUCUGUGUGGCGCGAUGGGAGGUUCCUGGAGAAGCCUGGUAUCUGGCUUUCUCACCAGAUCCAGGAUACUCCGUCCACGAUUUGCCAAGGCACUUAUGUCGAGAACUCGAAUGGCUGCAUCCUUGUUGGCGAGGGAAUAGCGCUGGACGACGAAAAGGGGCCGAUGGUGACGGCGAGUGAAGAUACCAUGAAUGCCAUACUCGAGGGGGUGGAUAUUGAAGGCACCAAGGAAGAGGACUGUCCCCCCCAAUCUCUUACGAUUCGGAAUAUCACUAUCACAAUCCACACACCCUGUUCUGAGGGCCUUCCUAUCAGAGUACCUGAAAGGGGUGACAUAUGCUAUCGCAUCGUGCGGCAGGCUGAGGACUACCUAUGGUACUGGGAGCGUGGGAUUGUGAAGGGAUUGCCGGGGCCAUCACCCAAACUCACUGAUACUGUCACGUUCGAAGAAUGUGAGUCACAGAGACAUCAGCACCUGCAGCACCCCUCUCUCCGUACAUCCAACUGUCGUUGGUUGCUAUCUGUCUUGUCUGGUUGCAGGGUUCACCUCAGCACCGUGGUGGCCUGCAGGCGACGCCGGAUUUAUGAGAGAGCGAAGGGAGGUACCCAUGUCUGAGAUUCCCGAGGACGAUGGGAUUCGCGAUAUAGCUCUGUCGCUGCGCGUGGGAGACAAAGUGGAGUACUUCUAUCCAGAGCAGCCCUCCCCUAUAUUUGAAGUCCGCUUCGUGGCCUGCAGCUGCCUCUCUACCCUCUCUUGUGUCAUCACCCGCGAUGCAUCCCCAACCACACACAACAACAUCACGGCUCGCUUGGGGACCUUUCAAUGCUCGGGCGUCAACAGCGCCUCCGGCCACACGCUCGAGCUCGAAAACCAACUGAAGGGGCAUAUUCCAACCGGCACCUAUGAUGGCUAUGUGAGGCGUGAUCCGGGAUCGAAGAACCUGGGCCCUCGCAUCGAGCUGAAGAAUGUGGAUGGCUUCGAGCGCAUCCAGAUUCACGAAGGCAACUACGUCCGCAACACGGAGGCCUGCAUCCUCCCUGGCACACGAAGAGCCAUGCAUGACAUAGAGGGACCGAUGGUGAAGGAUAGCAAACCCACCAUGAAGGCCAUACUGGAGGGGGUGGAGGACAAGAACACCAAGAUCAUCAUCACAGUCCAGGGGGGCGAUCAGACAACUGCUGACGCAGCGAAGCACACGGGCAAGUCAUGGUGGGGCGGGGUGGCAAUGGCGGUGCUCAUGUGGGCGAUGCUGUAG